This is a messenger RNA of Microthlaspi erraticum, 5640 nucleotides long. NCBI's taxonomy places the organism in Eukaryota, Viridiplantae, Streptophyta, Magnoliopsida, Brassicales, Brassicaceae. The record is from the annotation of a GenBank genome assembly.
AUGCCGUUGGUGAGGUUCAAGAUACGGAACGAGCUAAGCCUGGGUGGGCCGGAGCUGAAUCGUAGCGCCGCCGUGGAAUAUGAGGAACCCAAGGCGAUUCUCGGCGCUGUUGAAGUUGCUGGACUCGUCGGAAUCCUUCGUCAGCUAGGCGAUCUCGCCGAAUUUUCCGCAGAAGUAUUUAAUGGGAUACAAGAAGAAGUCACUGUUAUGGCAUCUAGGUGCCAGAAACUGACAAGCCGUGUUAAACGGAUUGAGUCAGCGCUUUCACCUCUUGAAAAGGCUGUUCUGUCACAGACGAGCCACAUCCAUUUUGCAUACACUGCAGGCUGUGAGUGGCAUCCUCGUAUAAAGAAUGGACAAAGGCAUUUUGUUCAGAGUGAUUUGCCACUUUGUGUUAUGGAAACAUAUGAACAAUGCAGAGAUCCUCCUCCUUUGCAUCUGCUUGACAGAUUUGAUGUAGGUGGUCCCGGAUCGUGUCUUAGAAAAUACUCAGAUCCAACAUUCUUUAGGAGGGAAAUAAGCAACACCAAUAAAGCAGAUGAUACUAAGGGCCAGAGAGAUCAGGCUCACCGCAAAAGAAAGAAAAAGAGGUUACCACAAAGAAACAUUUGCAGAUCACGUGCAGUGUCUACGUCCGAUGAAACUAAUGGGGCUCGUCUCAGUUCUCUAACCGAUGACAAACAGACCACUUCUCAGAGUACAUCCACAGUUGACAUGCCACGUAGCUCUAAUAUGCAGGACUUAUCUGAUGUUGUAGACCAAUCUCAUCUGCAAGGGCAGUCAGAUGCGCAAGAAGGAAGUGAAGCACAAGUACAAUCAGAUCUCCGAGAGUCAUCAAAACCUAGAGAUUCUAUAAAUGGUUCAGGUUAUAUUGAGUAUGUCAUCAAUCAGAGUCCUGUUAAUAAGCCUGAAGUGAAGCGAGUAGAGGGAUUUCUGUCUGGUUCCUCACAACCUGCUGAUAGAAUAGGUUCAGCUGUUCCUGAAGGCUGCAUUGAAGUUGUAGAUGAUAACAUCCUUUAUAGCCCCUCAGAAGACAUACAUGUGCCUUGUGCUUCCAUUGUUUGUGAUGAGAAGAAGGAAACAAUUGAAACGAGAAUUGAGGAAAGUAACAAAGACGAAGAUGCGUCAGAGAUACAUGAGUCCAAAUUUGGUCCAGUCACACCAGACAGAGUGAGGCAAAAUCAAAGGGACUUUGAUAGGACUUAUGAUUUUUUCGACGAGAUUGAUAUUCUGAGAGAACAACAAAGUAAGAACCAGGCCAAGAGUAUUGAUGUAAAACCAGGGGUUGAGAACGAAGUAGAAAACAAGAGUGAACAAGGGAGUGAAGCAGAUGAGUUUGUGGAUGCACGUAAUACCAUUGAAUCAGAAUCAGAGAGUGAGGUUGAAGGAGUGCCUAAACCGAAACCGGAGCAUUAUUUUGGAGAUAUCAGCACUUAUUGUUCAGAAGAUGCUAACAGUGACAACAAUGAAGGUUCAGAAGAUAUACCAUAUGAACAAAUGGGAGAAGAUCCACACCAUGACAUCUCCAUAGACGAACCUUGUUCAGGUUCCUACCUUCCUCAAGAUGCAAAGGAUGGUUCAGAAGAUAUACCAUAUGAAAAAAUGGUAGAAGAUCCACCCCAUGACAACUCCAUAGACGAAUCUUGUUCAGAUUCGUACCAUCCUGAAGAUGCAAAUGAUGGUUCAGACGAUAUAGCAUAUGAACAAAUGGUAGAAAAUCCACACCAUGACAGCUCCAUAGACGAAUCUUGUUCAGGUUCCUACCUUCCUCAAGUUGCAAAUGUUUCCUGUUGGCUGACAAAUCCGGUGUAUGGGAAAACUCUGUCUCCUGAUGAAAAGCCAAGGGAAUUUGUGGCCAUGUGCCCUUCGCUAUUGGCUGAAGAAACCUUUCCGGAUGCACCAGUUUUGCAAGAACCUGUUGGCGCAAAUUCCUAUUUGGCAGGAGACUGUGCUAAUGACAAUAUCUCAUCUGAAAAACCUAUGUCCCCAGGCCCGUCUCCGAAAGAUGCAAUUCCUGCUGAAAAGACUUUGCCAGAAGAACAUUUGGCCAACUAUUCAUCUCUUGCAGAAGCCGUUCCCCAUGAAAAGAUCUUGGCAGGACAGUCUGUUGCCAACUAUUCGUCUUCUGCAGAUAUUGUCCCCCAUGAAAAGAUCUUGCCUGAAAACUCUCUUCCCAAAAUUCCGUCUUUGGUGAAAUCUGUGCCUGACAAUAUGACCCUGGCAGAAGAACCUGAAGCUGCUCAUCCAUCUUUUCCCAAAGCUGUUCAAGACAAAAAAAAAUCACCAGAAGUUUUUGUUUCGAAAAAUUUGUCUGCGCCAGAAGCUGUUUCACAAGAGAAAGUCUCACUUGAAGAAUAUGUUGGCAUAAAUUCGUGCUUAGCAGAAGCUACUUCUGAUGAAAGGUGCUCACCAGAAAAACCUGUUACUACAUAUCUGUCUUUGACAAAAACCGUGGCCAAUGAAAAGGUCUUGCCAAAGGAGCUUUCGGAAACAUAUCCUUCUUUGGCAGAAUUGCCUGAAGAAAAUAAUUCGCAUGAAGAAACUGAUGAUACCACACAUUCAGCUGCCACAAAUUCAGCUGAAGCUGUUGCUGAUGAAAAAAUCGCACUAGAAGAUUCUGAUUACACAAGUGUGUCUUUGGAAGAAGCUAUUCCACAAGAGCAAAACUCACUUGAAGAAUUUGCUGUAAAUCCCUGCUUGGAAGAAGCUGUUGUUGAUGAAAGAUUCUUGCCAGAAGAUGAUGUCACCACAUGUCUCUCUUUGACAAAACCUGCGGCAGUUGAAGAAGUCUUACCAGAAAAACCUUUGGAAAAGUAUCCUUCUUUGGCAGAAUUGCCUCAAGAAAAGAUUUUGCAUGAAGAUGCUGAUGCUGCCACACAUCCAUCUCUUUCUGAAGCUGGUAGUGAUGAACAUUCACCAGAUGUUCUUGAUUCCACAAAUUUGCAUGUAGCAGGAGCUGUUCCACAAGUGCAGGUCUUACCUGAGGAAUUUGUUGGAAUAGAUCCAUGUUUGGCAGAAGCUGUUCCUGAUAAGAGGGUUUUGCCAGAAGAACCCAUCAUGUCUUUAACAAAACCGGUGCCUAUCGAAGAAGUCUUGUCGGAGGAACCUACAGAAGCGUAUGGUUCUUUGGAAAAAUUACCUAAAGAUAAGAUCUCACAAGAAAAAUCUGAUAAUGCCACAUAUCCAUCUUGUGCCAAUGCUGAAAGUUUCUCACCAGAAGCUCUUGAUUCUACAGAUUUGCUGGUGGCAGAAGCUAUUCCACAAGAGCAAAUCACGCUUGAAGAAUUUAUUGGCAUAGAUCCGUGUUUGGCAGAAGUUGUUCAUGAUGAAAAGGUUUUGCCAAAAGAACCAGUCACCACAUGUCUGUCUUUGAGAAAAGCUGCGCCCAUCGAACAAACCUUGUCUGACGAACCUUUGGAAGUGUAUUCAUCUUUGGAAGAACUACCAGAAGAAAAUAUCUCUCCACUAGAAGAUCCUGAUGAUGCUAUACAUCCAUCUCUUUCUGUUGCUGUUGAUGAUGAAAAGAUCUCGCCACUAGAAGGUCCUGAUUCCAUAUAUACAUCAUUGGAAGAAUCUGUUCCGACUGAGAAAACCUCACAUGAAGAACUUGUUGGCACAAAUCCGUUUUUGGAAUUGGUUGUUCCCACCGAAAUGAGUUUUCCAGAAGAACCUGGUGUCACAUAUCAAUCUUCAGCAGAAGUUGUUUCUGAGGAAACGAACUUGCCAGAAGAACCCUUACCUAUAUAUCUGUCUUUGGCAGAAGCUGUACCUGAUGAAAAGAUUUCACUAGAUGAACCUGAUGCCACAUGUCCAACUUCUGAAGAAGCUGUUCCUGAUGAAAAGAUCUCAGGCUCAGAAGCUCCUGGCUCUACUGGUCCACACAACCCUGAAGUACCUGUUACCCCAGAUCUGUCCUUGGCCGAAUCUAUUUUUGAUGAAAAGAUCCCAGGCUCAGAAGCUCCUGGUUCCACGAGAGAAACUAGUCCGCACAACAAAACCUUCCUUGAAGAACCUGUUCCCAGGGAUUUGUACUUGGCCGAAGAUGUUUUUGAUGCAGAGAUCCCAGUCUCAGAAUCUCCUGGUUCCACAACCAAAACUGGUCCGCAAAACGAAACCAUCCCUGCAGAACCUGUUGUCAUGGAUCUUUCCUUGGCCAAAGACGUUCUUGAUGAAAAGAUCCCAGACUCAAAAGCUCCCUGCUCCACUACAGAAUCUGGUCACAACGAAACCUUCCCUGAAGUAUCUGUUGCCACGGAUCUUUCCUUGGCCAAUGAUGUUUUUGAUGAAAAUAUCCCAGGCUCAGAAACUCCCUCUUCCACAGCAGAAACUGAUCUACACAACAAAACCUUCCUUGGCGAACCUGCUGUCACGGAUCUGUCCUUGGCAGAAACUGUUCCCGACGACACUAAUCUCCCAAAUGAAUCUGCUGCUACAUAUCUGGAUUUCACGGAAGGUAUUCCCGACCAAAAAGUAUUUUUGGACGAUGCCGCAUUUUUAUCUUUUGCAGAAGCUAUUUUCGAUCAAAAGUUCUCACCAGAAGUUCCAGAUUCGGUGACGGUUUCUCCAGAUACUCAGGAAUCUCUGUCAAAUGGUACAGUUGUUGAACCAGUAAGUAUAUGGAGCAAUGGGGGACUCCUUGGACUUGCGCCAUUGAAACCUCCAGUUUUUGCUGAGCCUAAUUCUGUAAGCGAGCAUAUACAGAACGAGACCAACGGAGCUAGUAAGAGGCCAGAAUCAUCAGGCAGACCAGUUGAAGUUACAGAGAAGAGCUCACUUUCUUUAGCUGUUUCAGAUCCCACCACCACUCAGCAACAAAGCAGCAACAUGUUGAGUCAUUCUAAUGGAUCUCACUCUCACCUGCAGAGCACGCCAACAUCAUUCAAAGUCUUUGGGUUAAGUCAUAGAUUACUCAUGGCUGGGUUUCGUGGAAACUCUUCUUCAACUUGCAAAUUUGAAUCCAUACCUACUACAAGCUAUGAUACCAGAGUAACAGCUAUUGAAGACAUGACUCAACAAACUCAUCGUGUCUCGAGCUUUGAGGAGCGAUUGGAUUAUGAAUCAUCUCUCUUUGGCUCGCCUACUUCAUCACCACCGGUUGAACAUAUGAAAAUAUCAUUCAAGCCAACAGAUGCCUCUGCAGUUUCCAAACUGAAACUGAGAAUCCCAUGCCAAACUCAGCACAACGGUGAAAAUGCGGAUAUGUUCCCUUCGUUUCAGUUGGUUCCAGAGGCUAGCAACUCGGAUGACGACGACGACAGCAGCGAUAUCUUUUGUCAGUCAUCUCGUGGUGUUUCAGACAACUGUUUGUCGGAUUCUGAGCUGUGGGAAUCUGAUGAAAGCCCUAGAAAGUCUGUAUCAAGCUUGGAGCAAGGUGGAAAGAGAAAUACCCAUGGCGAUAUGGUUCCUUUUUCUGGCUCGUUUCUUGAUCUUCCGUGUUUCGACUCUGUUGAUCAUCAAUCCACAUCUUCAAGACUAGAGCAAGAUCAAGAACAAGAGCAAGAACAAGAACAAGUUCCAGAUUAUAAACCAUCUGUUUCAGAGAUCAUUCGUCAUUGGCCACCAAACAAACCAAAAUCCAGUUCCAGUAAUGAAGCAAACGCUGUUCUGAACAAAACGCAAAAUCAAUCCGGCGGGCUGUAG